Jaculus jaculus (lesser Egyptian jerboa) is the source of this 954-nucleotide messenger RNA. Its product is annotated as olfactory receptor 11H6-like. Gene Ontology annotation, molecular function: olfactory receptor activity; G protein-coupled receptor activity. Bases 1 to 954 code for a protein of 317 amino acids. Gene Ontology annotation, biological process: G protein-coupled receptor signaling pathway. Gene Ontology annotation, cellular component: membrane. The transcript is spliced from 2 exons. NCBI's taxonomy places the organism in Eukaryota, Metazoa, Chordata, Mammalia, Rodentia, Dipodidae. The record is from RefSeq and is a predicted model, not a curated record.
AUGAAACUUAAAAGUAACCCUUCUUACACAAUUGAAGUGACUGAAUUCAUACUCCUGAGUUUUUCCUGCUCCAAAGAGAUUCAAGUCUUCCUCUUUCUACUGUUCUCUAUGUCUUACAUCCUGACACUGAUGGCUAAUGGGGUCAUUAUCUGGGCCGUGAAGGUGGACUACAGGCUCCAUACCCCGAUGUACUUCCUACUGGCCAACUUCUCAUUCCUGGAAAUCUGCUACAUUAAUACCACUGUUCCCAAUAUGUUAGGAAACUUCUUGUCUGACACCAGAACAAUCUCUUUCACAGCCUGCUUCAUCCAGUUCUAUUUCUUCUUUUCUUGUGGCAUCACUGAGACAUUCCUAUUGCCCCUGAUGGCUUUUGACCGAUAUUUGGCCAUCUGCCACCCUCUCCACUAUCCUACCAUCAUGAGUGGUCGUCUCUGCUUUAACUUGAUGGCCAUCUGCUGGGUAACAGCCUUCCUUUGCUAUCCAAUCCCUAUCUACUUCAUCACCCAACUCCCUUUUUGUGGCCCCAAUACCAUUGACCACUUUGUCUGUGACCCUGGCCCUCUUCUGGCCCUGUCCUGCACCCCUGCACCUGGUAUUGAGCUUUCUUGUUCUUUAAUAAGCUCACUCAUCAUCUUCAUCACUUUCAUCUCCAUCCUUACAUCCUACAGCCUGGUCCUCAGAGCAGUGUUCUGUAUACCUUCAGCAGCUGGCAGAGGUAAGGCCUUCUCCACUUGUGGUUCCCAUCUAAUUGUAGUGUCUAUGUUCUAUGGAACCAUAAUGGUAAUGUACAUCAGCCCAAAUUCUGGAAAUCCAGCUGGAACACAGAAGAUUGUAACUUUGAUCUAUUCCUCAGUGACCCCACUUAUAAACCCACUGAUCUACAGUCUCAGGAACAAGGAUGUGAGGAAUGCCUUGAGAAAAAUUCACAUAUGUGCAAAAAUUGGACAAAAUUAA